Molecule: messenger RNA, 1371 nt
Organism: Penicillium cosmopolitanum
Lineage: Eukaryota; Fungi; Ascomycota; Eurotiomycetes; Eurotiales; Aspergillaceae
Product: vitamin H transporter
Exons: 3
Coding region: 1-1371 (456 amino acids)
Biological process (GO): transmembrane transport
Cellular component (GO): membrane
Molecular function (GO): transmembrane transporter activity
Source: RefSeq, a predicted model, not a curated record
AUGAGUUCUAUAUCCGAGAAAGACUCCUUCAGUCGAUCCGGUGCCGAUGAGCACAAGGUCGCGACUACUAGUGUUUUGGACGAGACUGUCAAAGUUCCAGGCUACGAUGCGAGCCUUCAAUUUGACCCGAGAGAAGUUCGAAAGGCCUUGCUCAAGGUGGACUUUUUCAUUCUUCCUCCAAUCGUGCUUUGCUUCUGCUUUCUGCAAUUUGAUCGUACCAACAUUGGAAACGCCCUCACCGAUUCCCUGCGAAAAGACAUCAACGUUGGCAACACAGAAGUCAAUCUGGCACAGACGCUGUUUACAGUCGGCUUCAUAAUCACGGAGUUGCCUUUCAACAUGAUCAGCAAGUAUAUUGGACCCGAGCGUUUUCUUCCCAUCACAAUGUUCCUUUGGGGAAUUGUCACAUGGUCACAAGUCUUCAUGAAGAAUGCAUCGGGCCUUUAUGCGACUCGUUUCUUUAUUGGAGCACUUGAAGGUGGAUAUAUCCCUGGAUUUGCCCUCUAUAUCUCGAAGUUCUAUACCAACCAAGAGCUCGCAUUUCGAUAUGCCAUUUUUUGGGCUGCGAAUAGUUUUGCCGGGGCGUUGGGUGGGCCAUUAUCAAUCGGCCUGCUCUCCCUUGGUGGAAGAGGCGGACUUCGCGGAUGGCAAUGGCUUUUUCUUAUAGAGGGCGUACUUACUUGCUUCUUGGGAGUUAUUGCCUAUUUAUACUUCCCCCAUAAUGCCGCAAGACCCAAGUCUGUAUUUGGCAAAUCAUUUUCAAUUUUUACUGAACGCGAGGCAUCUAUCCUUGUCACGCGGGUGAUAUACAACGACCCGACGAAAGCACUACGAUACGGAAAACCAGUUCUACCAUCGCAUAUCUUGGACACUUUUGGUGACUGGAGACUAUAUGGCCAUCUUGUGGCCGCUCUGCUAUCCAUGGUUAUGAUAUCACCGAUGAAUACCUACGCACCUUCUAUUAUCAAAUCUUUGGGAUUUACUUCCUUGCAAGCGAAUGGACUCAAUUCGGUAGGCAGCAUAUGUGCCUUGAUUUGGUCCGUAUCGCUCGCUUUCAGUAGUGACCGAUUUCAAGAGCGUGGGUUCCAUAUUGCUGCAGGGUACUUGUGGGGGGCUGUAGGUCUUUUGUGGCUCGCAUUGGCACCAGAAAAUGUUGGGAAAUGGGUACUCUAUGGAGGUGUCGUUUGGACUCAAAUGGGGAUGGGCAGUGCACAAGCCAUCAGUGCGGCCUGGCUGACUACCAAAAUGGAGGACUAUAAGCGCCCAGUCGCUUUGGCUGCGUAUGUCAUGUGUAUCCAGCUUGCGAACUUUCCCGGAAAUCAAUUGUUCCGCACACAAGGUAUGAUCGAUUCGAGAAUGAUAUCGGCAUAG